Molecule: messenger RNA, 2364 nt
Organism: Panonychus citri (citrus red mite)
Lineage: Eukaryota; Metazoa; Arthropoda; Arachnida; Trombidiformes; Tetranychidae
Product: 2-hydroxyacyl-CoA lyase 2-like
Exons: 3
Coding region: 410-2227 (605 amino acids)
Biological process (GO): L-valine biosynthetic process
Cellular component (GO): acetolactate synthase complex
Molecular function (GO): thiamine pyrophosphate binding; magnesium ion binding; acetolactate synthase activity
Source: RefSeq, a predicted model, not a curated record
CUCGGUUUGGAUAAAAGUCUCUAGUUGGAAGUUGAUGUUGUCUCUCAAUUAGUUGAUUGUCUUGUGAUCAAACUAAUGUUUUUGUUUUUAAUUUUGUGUCAGUUUUCCCCUUGAUUAAUCAACAUUCCACAAAUGACCAUUUGAUUGUACUCAUUGACCAUCCAACCCAAUCAAGAGUGACCAAGACAAACCAAAAACUGAAGGUAAACAAAGUAACUGGAAAAACACAAUUUGAUUUCCAUUUCCUUGUCAAUUUCAAUUAAAUUGUAAUUCCUGAUUGCAGAUCAACCUCUCAACCAGAAAAGUAGGUUAUAAAAACUUGAAUUGAUCACAGAAUUGUUACAAAUCAGUUGGAUUGGUACUGGUGACAGUUAAUUGUACUCUUAAUUUGGUUGAGUCCUAGUUAAUUAUGGCCUUACGUCGACUUAGUGUUUUUUCAUCAUAUUUUACCAAAAUUGAUGAAAAUAGUGCAAGACACGGAGGAGAGUUAAUUGCUCAGACAAUACAUUCACAUGGAGUGGAACACAUUUUUACCCUUUCAGGAGGUCACAUUUCACCGAUAUUAACUGCCGCUGAGAAACUAGGAAUUCGUAUUUUGGAUACAAGACAUGAAGUAAAUGCCGUUUUUGCUGCCGAUGCGGUGGCUCGGAUUUCGGGUAAACCGGGUGUCGCUGUGGUCACUGCGGGUCCAGGUAUUACCAAUACGAUUACUGGAAUUAAAAAUGCUCAGAUGGCUGAAUCACCCGUCGUGUUGUUUGGUGGUUGUCCGGCAACUCUUCUGAAAGGUAAAGGAGCCCUUCAAGAUAUUGAUCAAAUGUCGUUAAUGAAAUCAGUCACAAAAUGGCAGAAAACAAUCACACGAGUUCGAGAUAUUGUUCCGAUCGUACGAGAAGCUUUCCAAGUAGCUCAAUCAGGAACUCCAGGUCCAGUGUUUGUUGAGUGUCCGCUUGAUAUUUUGUACCCUUACAAAAUGGUUAGCCGAGAGAUGUCUGCUAAAAGUAAAUCUAACGAUUUAAUGUCCAAGUUAACAAAUGGAUAUUUAAAUCUCUAUGCUAAAGAUUUAUUUGCAGGGGCAUUUGACCAGCAAUGGCCCACUGAUCCUCUACCGAUUUCUUUCCCAACACCAAGUGAAGGAGACAUAUCAAGGGUCAUUAGUUUACUUCAAGGUGCUAAACGACCAUUGAUUUUAUUGGGAUCACAAUCAGUGUUACCACCGAUUGGUGCUCACAAAUUGAAACAAAAUAUUGAAUCGUUAGGAAUACCCUGUUUUCUUGGGGGAAUGUCCCGAGGUCUUUUGGGCAGGAAAUCGCCCAUUCAGAUGAGACAAUCUCGUCGGGAUGCUCUGAAAGAAGCUGAUCUAAUUAUUCUCGGUGGAAUAGUAACUGAUUUUCGGCUUAGUUACGGUCGCGUUUUACCAAAAAGUGCCAAAAUAGUUGCCAUUAAUCGUAGUAAAGAGCAAUUGUAUAAAAAUCAUGGGAUCUUUUGGAAUUCGGAAGUUGCCAUUGAAGGAGAUGUUGGUUCAUUUUUCGAUGGAUUAGCUGAUGAACUAAAGAGUAAAAAUUUCACUGUUGAUCAAGGAUGGAUUAAAGCGUUGAGAGAACGAGAUGAUUCAAAGGAAUCUAAAACCUCAACAAUGGCAGAAGCCCCAACAGAUCAGCAUUUGAAUCCAAUUAAAUUGCUCACUGAACUUGAAAAUGUUAUCCCUGAAAAUAGUAUUCUAAUUGCCGAUGGCGGUGAUUUCGUUGGUUCAGCUUCAUACAUUGUCCGACCUCGAGGACCUUUAUGUUGGCUUGAUCCCGGAGCAUUUGGUACACUUGGUUGUGGUGGUGGAUUUGCUCUUGGUGCUAAAGCUGUAAAACCCGAUGCCGAUGUUAUCAUUUUGUAUGGAGACGGUUCACUUGGAUAUUCAAUGAUCGAAUACGAUUCUUUCGUCCGUCAUAAACUCCCCGUGAUCUCGGUUGUCGGUAAUGAUGCUUGUUGGACACAAAUCGCUCGAGAACAAAAACCAAUCCUUGGUUCCGAUGUUUCCUGUAACUUGGCUUAUACUAAUUACGAAAAAUGUGUCGAUGGAUUGGGAGGCAAAGGCUUCCUUUUAGAUGCUUCCAACGGCGAUAACAUGAAAGCGGUUCUAACAGCGGCUAUUCAAUUGGCCCGUCAAGGAAGUCCAACCUUAGUCAAUGUGCUAAUUGGUAAGACUAAAUUCCGAGAGGGAAGUUUAUCCGUUUAAACGAUUCAAUUCCAAUAUUUUAUUCUAACGAAAAAGAAAAUUCGAUUUUAAUAUAGAUUGAUUUCCAACACAAUUAGUGUACCUUGAACACCAAUCAAAUUAUAUCUUCGUCUAAUUAAAUGUUAUGCAAAUGAAAA